Verruconis gallopava is the source of this 3535-nucleotide messenger RNA. RefSeq lists its product as uncharacterized. The record is from RefSeq and is a predicted model, not a curated record. Lineage: Eukaryota; Fungi; Ascomycota; Dothideomycetes; Venturiales; Sympoventuriaceae. The coding region runs from base 635 to 2560 and encodes 641 amino acids. The transcript has 4 exons.
CCACGUUCGCUCAUUCGUGCGCUGCCAACAGCAAAUGCCCGUGUGCAUUUCCAAACCACCAGACCACCCGCACAAUCUGUUCUGUUCCCCCAUCAGACUCCAAUCUCACAAGCCCAUCCCAUCCCCGGUACUCUUCCUCCCCUCACGCCUGCUCUGCACCCUCCCGGCUCUGUUCAUCUGCCGUGACUGGCCUCCUUUCCGGCCCCGUCCUCGUUUCCCUGCCCUCGUUCUGGCCCGGCACAUGUGUGCUGUGCUUGGCUGCGUGUACUGACAGACGCUGCCCUUUCUCUCCAGAGAGCUCGGCAAAAUCCUCAACCCAACGUCCCUAACUUGCAUACACCACCGCCGUCCUCCGACAUCGGUUCGUUUCUUUGCAGCAACUAGAAAAGGAGAGAAAAGUGUGAGAGCGAGAGAGCGAGCGUGUGUGGAGAGAGAAGAGAGGCAGAAAGAGAGAGGAGGAGAGAGAGAGAGAGACAGAGAGAGAGAAAGAGAUAGAAGAACCGCGCGAUAGAGACGUCUAGAGAGACGAGGAGAGGACGGCCAUCGUUAUUGAUUGCUUGUCGUGCGGUAUCUCUUCCUUUGGCUUCUCUGAGCGUUCUACUGCAUCCCUCUUCCCGCCAUCGACCACGUCGUCAUGGCCACAGCAGCCGGUGCGUACCCUUGGCCAGCCUCUCCUCCGCUGCGACCCUCGCCCACGCCAGACACGACCUCGCCCGUCUACCCAGGCCGCCCCAUACGUCCCAUGCCCAAGCGCCGCUUGCGCGACCGCCUCUCCGCCGAGCACGCUGCCUCAAUCGACUUCCCGCCUGAGCCGCAGAGCUCGUCACCAAUCUUCCAGUAUCCCUAUGUGCAGGAGGGAAGCGACGCGACUCAGGUGCAGGUGCAGCGGCGAGGACUGCGGGCGGGAAGCCAGGAGCAGGUCCACUGCGUGGACUGUGGGCAUGAGCACUCGGAGGUCGACAGCGACGCCGACGAGGACGAUGAGGAGAGGUUGCCAACCAUGCAGUUCUCACCCGACUCUCUUCAGAUCACUCGGAGAGAUGGAGACUAUUAUGGGUCUCCGACAUCUGCCGACGGCUACGAUUCGAUCGAGAAUAUGAGCAAUAAGAAGAAGCGGAAAAUACCCCAGUCCGGCAUGGGAGGUGGUGGCCACGGCCCUUCGAACUCGCUAUCGACAGACCUGGCCAAGAUCUCGCUAUCGUCGCGCGACGGCUCCAACGACGACCAAGACGAGGCGACAGGAACGUCAGGAGGACACGCCGGUACCUCGUAUGCGUAUGCACACAACUCGCCUGGAGGCAUCACAGCGGUCCCUUCGACCUUGUCAGGUCCGGGCCGAGGAAGAUUUAGCAGAUCGGGGCGUGGUUCGCUAGAUAGGAGACCCUUAGGUGCGUCGACGAAUGGCUUAAAUGCGCCUGCUUCACACAAGGUCCCCAACAGCUACCAGCAGUACGGAAAGACAGCUCCCGUUUCCAGCGAACCAGGUAUCAUUUCCGCCGCCAUUGCAAACGCUGCCCAAAAUAUGCCUUCGACGCCCGGCGCAAAAGGGCAGGAAAACGUCAGCAUGCUUCAGCAGCACGCAUCGAAGUCACCGCCGCAAAAAACGGACUUCACCUUCACACCAGAGGGUGGCGAGAACAGGCCCGUGUGGCCCGGCGGUCAAGCCCCGUCAGGUCCGUCAUCAUGUCCCCCGCCUUCCGCAAAGGUGACCAGCCGGCCCCGUGGCUCGCAAACAAGUCCGAAUGGCGUACCGACUCCUCCUUCGAUACCGGGCAGCUACCCUUUGCAGACAGCCCAACAGCCCAUUUCACAAUCUGCAACCACUGCCGGAGCCGCAGCUCCUCCUCCACCUCCACAAAGUACGAGUCAGAAUGCAGGGCAACAGCAGCAUCCGCCGCCCCCAUCGAAACCUCGCAAACCGCGUAGCCGAGCGCGAACGUUUGACAUUGCCGCACGCCAGCGCAGGCUGCAAAAGGAAUACCAGAACUAUCAAAACCCCCCGAAGCGCGAGGACAUCUGGAUAUGCGAGUUUUGCGAGUACGAGGCCAUCUUUGGGAAGCAGCCUUUCGCGCUGAUAUGGGACUACGAAAAGAAGGACCAGGCGGAACGGAAGAGACUAGCUGAGCGUAGACGGUUGUUGGAGAAGGCGAAGAUGAAAGGCAGAAAGGGAAAGAAAGGGAGCAAGAAGAACAACGGCAGUGCUGGUCACAACAAGGAUGCUGGGCAUGUUGCCGGUGGGAAUCAUCAGGUCUCGAACCACGGAGGUGGAGGUCAGCACUAUGAUGAUACGGUCGAGGACGACGAGUACUACGAUGGCGAGUAUCAUUACGACGACGUACAUGACGACGACUUGCCUCCCAUGCCGCACAACACUCCUGGAAGCUACCCGCCAGAACCUCCUCUGAACCAGCAUCAACAUCACCACCACGGACACAGUCACCAUUCUCAGCACCUCCACAAUGGCCAUGAUCAUGCCAGUGCCAAGGCUGGUUACGCCGAAUCACAGUACUCCACGCCGGAGCUGCCCGACGCGAAAUUUGAGACCAAGAGCUCAAAGUGAGAUAUCUUUCCUCUUCCGUCGUCGUUGCAGUUCUCUUGGCCGCGGAAUUUCGGGCACAAGGAGCAACGAACUCUGCGGCAAACAAAUUUUGAUUUUGUGUUUGGGCUAAGCAAGGCGUCUUUCACUGGUCAUCUUUUGCAUCUUCGAACGGCGUCCAACUUGGAUCUUUGAAUGGGCAUAGCACUGGGCUUCGGGGCUGUUGUUUUCUUGGUCUUUCCUCCUUCCUCUUGUUUUGCACUGGAUUCUUCGCCUCUUUUUCCCUUCAAAAUUCAAACGGCACUUUUCAGCAGGCAUCAUUUGGCACAACAAGCAUCUUUUCCACCCAAUCAUCAUCGUCGUCGCCGUCAUUACCAAGCAUCACAUAAGAACGUAACCUUGGCUUCCACUGUACAAACACCACUCUCACCAUUUAAACCUCACCGUUCAUCGACCGAAGACGGCGUUUUUACGCUCGUUUGGUCUGGCCUGACGUGUGGUUUUCCCCCACAUAGCGGUCUUCUCUUUAUUUUCCUCCUUUUUUUUCCUCCAUCGCAUCGAAAUGGUCCAGAAAGGCCCUUUUUCAUCCACGGGAGUCGAUUUGGCCUUUGUCUGUUAAGAGACGAACGGCUCCCGUACCAAAUCAAUCCUCCGCUCCACAAUAUCAGCAUUGCCAACAAUAGAACCGACGAUUCUUCCGCCACCAGAUUCUUUGCGAGCCCCCCAGUCGUCUCCACUCGACUCGCUCGACCAAAAAUCCUACUCUUGUCAAACCCCGUUUUUUCUUCCGUCUUUCAAUAGAAUGGGGAGGCCCGCGGGCGGUUUACUCAAAUUGAAUCUACUUGUCCCUGAUGGGCUCGAUUUGACAAACCUGCAACCCCCCUUUUCCAUUUUUGCUUCAUCAAUUCUCUUCUUCUCCCCCGGCCCACUUCUUCAUCGUCCAUUCUUCCUCUAUCACCGUUCACUCCCGCUCCUCCAUCCCCCUUACUUUCUUCCGCC